CCAUCCGUGCGACGAGAAAGAAUUCUCCUUCCCUCGUAAUAUCUCGGCCGGCUCGCUCGGCUCUCUGCUGGGUCACCACCACAGCGCCAACCACGUGGGAGAAGGCCCCGAGCCCACCGUGACCGACCCGCUCAUCGGCCCCGUCGGGGAAUACGAGACGCGGGUGGACAUGGAGAAGGAGAGCCUACCGAAGGAGGUGGCCUCCCCUGUCCUCUCCGGCCCCAUCACUCGCUCCAAGUCGAAACAUGAGUUGAAGCUCUUGGAGAAGAUCCCGGACAACGCCGAAGCCACCGUGGUGCUUGUCGGUUGCGUCCAGUUCCUCGACCAGCCCACCAUGGCCUUCGUCCGGCUGAAGGAGGCGGCCCAGUUGGACGCUGUCUUGGAGGUCCCGGUCCCGGUCCGCUUCCUGUUCGUGCUGUUGGGCCCCAGUAGCGCCAACAUGGACUACCACGAGAUCGGACGCUCCAUCUCCACCCUGAUGUCCGACAAGCAAUUCCAUGAGGCGGCUUACUUGGCCGACGACCGUCAGGACCUGCUACAGGCCAUCAACGAGUUCCUGGACUGCAGCGUGGUGCUGCCCCCUUCGGAGGUGCAGGGCGAGGAGCUGCUGCGGAGCGUGGUGCACUUCCAGCGGGAGAUGCUCCGCCGGCGGGAUGAGCAGGAACGGCGGCUGACGGCCGGGACGGCCCUGGAGCCCAAGUCGCCGGAGGAGAAAGCGUUGCUGAAGCUGAAAGCGGGCGAGGAGGAAGACGAAUCGGAGGCCGACCCGCUCCAACGCACCGGACGACCGUUUGGGGGACUCGUCCGGGAUGUCCGUCGGCGUUAUCCGAAGUAUCUCAGCGAUUUCCGAGACGCUCUGGACCCUCAGUGCCUGGCGGCUGUCAUCUUCAUCUACUUUGCCGCCCUCUCGCCCGCCAUCACCUUUGGGGGCCUGCUGGGCGAGAAAACCGAGGGGCUCAUUGGGGUCUCCGAGCUGAUCAUCUCCACGGCGCUUCAGGGGGUUGUCUUCUGCCUCCUGGGGGCUCAGCCCCUCCUGGUCAUUGGCUUCUCGGGGCCCCUCCUGGUUUUCGAGGAAGCCUUCUUCACGUUCUGCGCCUCGCACAGCCUGGAGUACCUGGUGGGCCGCGUCUGGAUCGGCUUCUGGCUCAUCCUGAUCGUGCUGGCCAUGGUGGCCUUCGAGGGCAGCUUCCUGGUGCGCUUCGUCUCGCGCUUCACCCAGGAAAUCUUCGCGUUCCUCAUCUCCCUCAUCUUCAUCUACGAGACCUUCUUCAAACUCAUCAAGAUCUUCCAGGCGCACCCGUUGCACGGCUGCGGGAACGCCACCCUCGGCCUUCGGGGACUCGAGAACGGGACGAUCGGCCGCGAUGCUUCGGAAGUGACCGGCCAACCCAACACGGCCCUCCUCUCGCUGGUGUUGAUGGCCGGCACCUUCUUCAUCGCCUUCUUCUUGCGGAAGUUCAAGAACAGCCGCUUUUUCCCCGGCCGGGUCCGGCGAGUGAUUGGCGACUUUGGGGUGCCGAUCGCCAUCCUCCUCAUGGUGCUGGUGGACUCCAGCAUCCAGGACACUUACACUCAGGUAGGAGCGGUGCCCAGCGGCUUCUCGGUGACGUCCCCUGAGAAGCGCGGCUGGGUGAUUAACCCUCUGGGCAGCAGCGGUGAACCUUUUCCGGUGUGGAUGAUGGUGGCCAGCGUCCUGCCCGCCGUCCUCGUCUUCAUCCUCAUCUUCAUGGAGACGCAGAUCACCACGCUGAUCAUCAGCAAGAAGGAGCGGAAGCUACAGAAGGGCUCCGGGUUCCACCUCGACCUGCUCCUCAUCGUGGCCAUGGGCGGCUUCUGCGCCCUCUUCGGCCUGCCGUGGCUGGCGGCGGCCACGGUGCGCUCCGUCACGCACGCCAACGCCCUGACCGUCAUGAGCAAGGCGGUGGCCCCGGGGGACAAGCCCAAAAUCCAGGAGGUGAAGGAGCAGCGCGUCACCGGCCUGCUGGUGGCCGUCCUCGUCGGCUUGUCCAUCGUCAUCGGGGACCUGCUCCGCCGGAUUCCCCUAGCGGUGCUCUUCGGCAUCUUCCUCUACAUGGGCGUCACCUCGCUGAACGGGAUCCAGUUUUACGAGCGUCUCCACCUGCUCCUGAUGCCGCCCAAGCACCACCCGGAUGUGCCGUACGUCAAGAAGGUCCGCACCCUUCGAAUGCACCUCUUCACGCUCCUCCAACUGGCCUGCUUGGCCGUCCUCUGGGCCGUCAUGUCCACCGUGGCCUCGCUAGCCUUCCCUUUCAUCCUCAUCCUCACCGUGCCUCUCCGCUUGUGCCUGCUCAGCCGCAUCUUCACGGAGCGGGAGAUGAAGUGUGUAAGUUUACGGGGGGUGGUGGUG
Notechis scutatus (mainland tiger snake) is the source of this 2368-nucleotide messenger RNA. The record is from RefSeq and is a predicted model, not a curated record. Lineage: Eukaryota; Metazoa; Chordata; Lepidosauria; Squamata; Elapidae.